AUGUGCAUAAACCCCUUUUUAAAUGCCGAUCAAGAUAUUUUAAACCCGAAUAUAGAUGGAUCCGAAAGUCUGCUUUGCUACCAGUGCAACUCUACAUCAAGUGAAAUAACCCCGUUAUGCGAUGUUGAUUUCUUUAAGUUAACGAAUCCUCUGGAAAAACUGUCAAUGAUGUUUCACUGUCCGCCUCAUAUUGGAAGUUACUGUUUUACCACCUACAGUUGUUCUAAAGAAGAAUGUGUAACUAUCAGAGGAUGUUCGAAUGAUGUCGAUAGAGAAAGCAACAGUUUAAAAUCGGGAUGUAUAGUGUUUGAAACUGACGAUGAUGUUAAUAAAACGUGUUUUUGUAAGAAUAAUUUAUGUAACCGACUACCAGAGGAAAAGUCCAGAAUUUUGGUGUAUUAUCCGGAAUGUGCCAAAGAAGAUGAAGAACAUGAAGAAGAGGAAAAAGACGAAGAAUACGAAGAAAAGGAUGAAGAGGAAGAAGACGAAGAAGAGAAAGAAGAUGAAGAACGAGAUAAAGAACGAGAUGAAAAACGAGAUGAAGAACGAGAUGAAGAAUGA
Psylliodes chrysocephalus is the source of this 561-nucleotide messenger RNA. Lineage: Eukaryota; Metazoa; Arthropoda; Insecta; Coleoptera; Chrysomelidae. The record is from the annotation of a GenBank genome assembly.